AUGGAUGCGACCGGCACCUCCAACACAGACUGGCUGGAGAGAAUGGGCGUUGACGAGAGGGCGAUCUUCUGGUGUGGCGUGAUGCUGGGAAUCUCGGCGGUCACACUGGCCACCGGCACAGCAGUUCUCAAGAUCGCGACGAUCCGUAGCAAGCGAGCUGCCCGCCGACAAGUCGCUGACGCUCCCAGCACAGACCUCGCGAAGGCCGAGACCAUCGGCUCAACGGUGAGCUUGCAGGACGUGCAGCCCCUGAAAGCAGCGCAACCACAGAAGCAAGCCAUUGGUCAAUUGAGGCGCGGUCGCCAGCUGCUGGCAGUUUUCCUCUCAACAUUUGGCCUCUGUCUGGGUCUCGUACUAGCCAGCAUUGCAGACGGCAGCUUGUCCAAAGAGACAGGCCUGGCGUGGGAAAGGUACGCCGUGCUGCUCUCCUUAGGUUGUGUCUGGUUGCUUUCCCAGGCCGCGAUGGCCGCAUGCACACUGGAAACAGGGCGUGGCUACGCCACAACCGCGUUCGCCGAAGCCAUGCUCGCAGGGGUAUGCCCAGUGAUAGCCGAUUCCUUCGACACCCUCAAGGACACCAUCUUUGGGGGUUUGUGCCUGAAAUCUUCGCACGUUGCCUUGCAAGUAGUGGGGAUCCUUAGCUGGGCAUACCUCGUGGGCUUUCACCUCGUUUUUAUCACCGAAAUCCGUUUUAUGGCUGAGCUAGCGGCCAGCCACCUCUCGAUGACAGCGAUGCCCACCAUCGACGUUAUCAACUGCUCGCCCCCCAAGAUUACGCGAGUUGAAAAGCUGAUUGCUCUAGCCGCAAAGCAGAUCAGCAAGACGAAGCGGGAUAUGUUGAUGGUGGAGAACCUGCCUCAGGCGGGGUUCGCUGUUCUCUACCUGGCAGUCGAGGGUGGGAGCCCGCUCGUAGCAACACUGAGCCUGGGCAUCCCAAGCGCCCAAAUCCUAGCCUCGUGUUGCCUGCACCAUAGAAUUCAGAGAAGGCUGGUUCCCUGGUACGCCCUGCGUUUCGACGCGGCCGUGGACGCGGCCGACAAGGUGCUUUUCCGGCGUUUGCACGGUGAAAUCUCCGGCAAUCCGGAGUUGUGUUUAGAGAUCGCGCUUCUCACCCGUCACUUCGGAGCCAUCCUGGAAGCCCGCAGGGCGCGCCUCCAAAGCACCGGAGAAAGAGAUGAUGCCGCCCAGGUUGCCACUAGACUCCUGGGAAGCGCGAAUUUGGGUAUUUUGGAUCUGAACGGCUUCAAAAACUGGGAUGUGGCGACCGUGGAGGCGCUGAUGCGGCACGUCAGGCAAACACCGUGGGUGAUCGAACUUGUGCUUCGGGAGUGCCAAAUGGAAGCCUCCCUGGCGCCAGCCCUGGAGCGCGGCCUCCGUGGGAUCCGAGGCCUCAAAGAGCUUUCUCUGUCCUACAAUCCCCAGCUCGGGAAUCCGGGGGCCGAGGCCCUGGCCGCGGCGCUCCCCCACUGCGGCCUCGAAAGGCUUUUCCUGGACUCCAUCGGGGUCGGAUCCGAGGGCACGGAGGCGCUGCGCCGGGCCCUCGAGGAAGGCGCUGCGCUGAAACGGCUCGACCUCGAAGGAAAUGACGCCAUCGGCGGGGAGGCCAAGGCGGCCCUCAAAACAUGCUGCCAGAGCCGGGGAGUCGAUCUGUGGAUUUAG
Messenger RNA from Symbiodinium natans, 1659 nucleotides. The record is from the annotation of a GenBank genome assembly. Lineage: Eukaryota; Dinophyceae; Suessiales; Symbiodiniaceae.